GGGUAUGUGCAGGGCAAAAUAUGAAGGCGGAAUGCUGUAGUAGAAUACUGGAUACUGGUAGCUACGUCAUGGAAGGAAGAAGAGUAUACUGGGGUAUGUGUAGGGAAGAAUAUGAAGGAGGAAUGCUGCAGUAGAAUACUGGAUACUGGUAGAUACGUCAUGGAAGGAAAAUGUUUCAGUUCAAGAGAUAAACUUCAUUACAAACCAAAAUAUUCAGACAAGAUACUGGGUAUAUCCCUAGGUCUCCUACUAGGAGAAGAUAUAUCUGAUAAACUGAACCCUGCCAUAGCUCCCUUCUGGUCUAUGGCUACCAGGGGUGCAGCUAUAGGACUAAUGGAUAAACGAGAUGAUAUCCCAUCUGUAGCUGCAAGGGAUCUUACCUUACUCUUGCCAGAUACUAUUGCCAGGAUUGCAAUAUCUAAGGAGGUCAAAGACACGAGCAGGAUGUCUGAAAGUUUCAUGCACAGAAUGGAUUGUAUUCCUGUAGACCAAGAAGACAGGAUGCUAGAUGAACAGACAGUUCUUAACGAUUAUCCAGGACUGAAACAUUAUAGUGUUGAAGGAUGUGAGGGCUACUAUAUACAAAAACAAUUGUUUAAAUUGUACAAUUGUACUGUACUGUACUUCCCAGAAAUACCUGGAGCUCAAGUCUGCGGACCAAUGCAGACUGCAGAGUUACUGAAGAUUGCGAGUGAUGCUAACUUUGAUUAUGAGUCUUACAAUAUUACUACUGCGUCUGAAAACGUUUGCCCUGAAACUUGCAGGAAAACCAGAUACUCAUCGAAGAUCUCUUCAAUAAAGAUGACGGAAAGUAUUCAUGAAGUGAUGAGAGGAUAUACUGGGUUGAAAUCUGGGGACUUUGAGGCUGUAAUGGUGUCAAUGUACUACCAAGGGUUUGACUACAGAGAGAUCACUUUUGUCGGAAAGGGUAUGAAAGAGUGGUUGGCGGCUGUUGGAGGAAAUCUGGGAUUAUAUAUUGGAGCUUCAGUAUUCACUAUCCUCGAGUUCUUUAUCCUAAUAGAGGAAGCCAUCCUAGGGAUGAUUUCCAGGAUGUUUAAAGGAAAUGAACGGUCUUAAAUGGACUGUGCAUGUAUUUUAAAGAAACAGUUCAAGUGUAUCCUGUACCACA
This is a messenger RNA of Eurytemora carolleeae, 1129 nucleotides long. Its product is annotated as acid-sensing ion channel 3. Gene Ontology annotation, cellular component: membrane. Bases 112 to 1077 code for a protein of 321 amino acids. The record is from RefSeq and is a predicted model, not a curated record. Gene Ontology annotation, molecular function: ligand-gated sodium channel activity. Lineage: Eukaryota; Metazoa; Arthropoda; Copepoda; Calanoida; Temoridae. The transcript has 10 exons. Gene Ontology annotation, biological process: sodium ion transmembrane transport.